AUGGAUUCCUUUGUUAUAUGGAGAGAGGGAGAGAGGCAGCCCGAUACCCCACCGUUGGUUCUAGAGCUGAAUGGCAACACAACCAUCUGGUCAGAGUCAGAGGACAACUUUUAUUUUCUCGCGUCUCUCCAGAGGCUUAUUGGUGGUGAAAAUAACACUGACGCUAACCAACCAUGCUGGCUGCACUGGUCCCCCAUCGUCGAUCCCGGUCGGGGGGUUUUCAUCCUCCUGCACCAUGAUCCAGAGAGCGACAGCCGCGAGAGAAUAGGCAUUGAAGAGCGGCCGGUAUACCCACUGGAAUUAGGAAUCAAGCAGUUCCCCCAUGAGCCGCCUUCAUGCUACACGGCGGAGGCUCAAGCCAGCUAUGACCGCUACCAGGUCACCCACAGGUUGCAUUUUCCGGAAAGCUGGGCAAAGCUCUUACAGCCAGAGAAGAUUGACCGCUGGGGCUGGGGUACGUCGCCGGAGGAGGGCAAUGGAAUUGCAGAGCCCAAGGAGCCGCCAGUGCUUAUUCCAGGGGGAGCGCAUAUUACGUUCACGGUGGUAGAAGGGAAGCGACCCCCCUUUCCACGGCCAGCAUCGCCACCGCCAAUCCAGGCGAGUGAAAGAGUCCCAGGAGCACCGGUCCUGAGCCUCGAACUUAGCUGUAGUCCAACGGUGGCCCUGACAGGGCUUGUCGAGGUGUCUAUCAAAGUCACUUACCAUGGCGUCGCAGAUCGAGUUGAUGCAAUCAAUGAAAAUGCCCAACCUAUCACCUUCCACACCCAAGCAUUCUGUUCGGUGGAUGGGGGAUUCCGUCUUUAUCGCCGUCGCCAUGCAGAAGGUCGGUCCGAAGAGACAUGGGAACCGUGUUAUGACAGUAGCUGUCAAUUUGGGAUGUGGGAUAAUCCUGAUAGGCUGGUUAAUGUCUCUGAAAACCGAGACGGCCGGUUUCAGACCCUCUUCCCCGGUGAAUCCUGGUCAGAUAGUUGGAGGAUGUGCGCGGAUGGGGAAGCUAUGUUAGAUGAUAUUAAACUUAGUGACACAUUCCGAUAUCAGUUUAAAGGGGGUACAUUGGACUGGUGAGACUAGGGAACACCUGAGGCCCAUACCCAGACCAUUCUCACCCUCCCUGGUUCAGGGAUCGAACCGAUUGUGGACCCCACGAACAACGGAGGCCGGCCGAAGGUGAUCAUACCCGCAUCAAACAUGAUGGAGUGGGGUGUGGUGGAUAGAUAACAAUUUGGGGACUAUUGUUCACGAGCCAGAUAAUCUAUCAAUACAUAAG
Penicilliopsis zonata CBS 506.65 is the source of this 1267-nucleotide messenger RNA. RefSeq lists its product as hypothetical. The coding region runs from base 1 to 1065 and encodes 354 amino acids. NCBI's taxonomy places the organism in Eukaryota, Fungi, Ascomycota, Eurotiomycetes, Eurotiales, Aspergillaceae. The record is from RefSeq and is a predicted model, not a curated record. The transcript is spliced from 4 exons.